UAAAAAAAAAAAAGUGAUGAGGGAGAGAUUUGAUGCAAUAGCAAAAGAUAGGAACAAUUUCCAGUUGGUAGAACAAGGUCCUUCAGAGACUGUGACUAGGGAUAGGGACCAAACUUUCUCACUUAUACAUGAAGAAGAGAUUUUUGGGAGAAAAGAUGAUAAGGAGAUCCUCAUAGAUCUACUAUUGGACUCUAAAGUGGAAGAGAAUGUCUCGUUUCUAUCCAUAGUGGGAAUUUGAGGGAUGGGGAAGACCACACUUGCUCUGUAUGUAUACAAUGACAAGAGAGUAUUGGGUUAUUUUGACUUGAAGAUGUGGGUGUGUGUCUCUGAUGUCUUUGAUGUGAAAAAAAUUACUGAAAAGAUAAUUGAAUCUGCCACUGGUAAGAAACCCGAAAACCUUGAAAUGGAUAAUUUGCAAAAUAAACUUUGUGAAGAACUCAGCCAAAAGAAGUACUUACUUGUGUUGGAUGAUGUGUGGAAUGAGGAUGAGGAAAAGUGGUGUAAGUUGAAAAGAAUUUUAAUGAGUGGCUCAAAGGGAAGUAAAGUGGUAAUAACUACACGGACUAAAUUGAUUGCAAAGAUUACUAGCACAAUCUCACCGUACUAUCUACAGGGCUUGUCAGAAAAGCAGUCUUGGUCUUUAUUUAAGCAAAUGACAUUUACAAAUGGGGAAGAGACGAGUAAACCUAACCUUGAAGCAAUUGGAAUGGACAUUGUACGAAAAUGUUGCGGAGUGCCUCUUGCUAUAAAGGCAAUAGGAAGAAUAUUAUACUUUAAAGAGACAGAGGAUGAAUGGUUAUAUAUCAAGGAUAGAGAACUUACAAAUGUAACUCGAGGAAAAUAA
This is a messenger RNA of Quercus lobata, 844 nucleotides long. Its product is annotated as putative disease resistance protein RGA3. The record is from RefSeq and is a predicted model, not a curated record. The coding region runs from base 242 to 844 and encodes 200 amino acids. The transcript has a single exon. NCBI's taxonomy places the organism in Eukaryota, Viridiplantae, Streptophyta, Magnoliopsida, Fagales, Fagaceae. Gene Ontology annotation, molecular function: ADP binding.